Ipomoea nil (Japanese morning glory) is the source of this 1707-nucleotide messenger RNA. RefSeq lists its product as uncharacterized. The transcript has a single exon. The record is from RefSeq and is a predicted model, not a curated record. NCBI's taxonomy places the organism in Eukaryota, Viridiplantae, Streptophyta, Magnoliopsida, Solanales, Convolvulaceae. The coding region runs from base 214 to 1287 and encodes 357 amino acids.
ACACCAGAUCAGCCUCACGAAAUCCCCGUUCCUCUUUUUUCAAUCCAACCCGGAAAAUCAUCGCUCAAUAAUUCAAUUCAAAUUCACAACGAUUCAAUUCAAUUGCUAUAUAAAACCCUAGUUCAAACCCAAUCGCCACCACUCUACGGCUAUCAAUACACCACAUUUCAGCUUCACUUUCUCAGUGAAAUCUGCGUCUUUCUGCUUCGAAACAUGAAAGCUUCAAUCAAGUUUCGUGAGGACCAGAAGCCAUUGUUGAGGGCUAAGGUCCCUAUCAGCAUCCUAAGCUUUCCUUUCCAAUCAGGAAUCGCCGCCGGCGAAUCCAAAGAGCUCUCUCUCAGCCUCGGCACUUUCUUCGACGCCGGCCCCUCUGUUAGAUUCUCUUACCGCCCCAAUGAUUCGCAGAAGCCGUUCAGUUUUGUGCUGAAAACUGGUCUCGGGAAUUAUGGAUCUCCGAAUUCGAGCCCGUUUACCAUGAGCGCAGAGUUCAAUCUGAUUGGGAAUCAGAACCCCAGUUUCUUCGUUCACUUCAAGCCCCGAUUCGGCGAUUUCUGCGUGAAGAAAUCGCACUCCUCUUCGGCUAUUGCGAAGAGUUUUAGCGCGGGUUCCAAAUUGGAGAACGGCGCCGUUUCGGACGACGAGGUGUUGGUGACUCCGGUGGGGAAGGCCCCCGGGUAUUUCGGAGCGAACGUCAACUUCCUGGACCGGAAUUUCCGCUCUCUGACUCCUGAAUCUCCGGUGCUGCCGGGGUUGGUUGAGAACGUGUUCUCCGGGAUGACGGUGAGUGCGAGGACAGCACUCCCGUUGCAAAGCAGAGCAGUGGUGAACUUCCGAUGGGGCCUUAGGUUUCCGCCGCCGGCAGGGGAGGCGGAUGCGGUUAUGAUAGGGAAAACAGAUCGUACCACCGGCAUUUCCUUCAGGAACCUUCCCCUCCUCGUGAUGAACAAAAUCGGGAUCGAACACCUUCCAAAGAACGAUUCCAAGCGCUCCAAGACGGGUCCGGCCGACGUUACAGAGGCCUGCUUGAACGUGCAGAAACAGCUCGAGCUGAUCCAAGCAGAGAAUGGGCUGUUACGGACCACUCUGAAUGAUCUAAGAGCAGAAAUGGCUGCCGGAAGUUGGAGUUUCAAAGAAUCCGACUGGAAUGGAUCCAAAACUUACGCCGGCGGUCAUCGGAGGAGCAAUGCAGAUAAGAAACCGUCGGAUCUGAACGGAUUCAACGGCAAGCCAUCAGAAGAUGUGAACGAGGAGUUAAAGAAGGCGUUAAAAGCCAGCACUGGCGCAUAAAACUAGUCGAAACUACUGGGAAAUCGAAGGUUCUGUUCAAUCCAUUCAAAUUCGCAGCCAUUAGUACUUGCAGUAUAAAUAUAGGCACCAAUUUUCCCAUUUCAGUUCCGUUUUAUCAAAUCUUUCAUUUGGUAUUACUAAAUUAGUAUUUGCAGGUUGAAUUGUUUUUGCUAUGAACUGUAUCUCAAUUCUCAGCAGAAUGGUGAAAUUCAUAAUGAUGUGUAUAGCUUUUGAAUAUGGGUAUAGUAGCUUCAAUAUGAACAUUAUGUAGCAGCCAUGGGAAGAUCCCGGGACCCCGAGAUUUAGCGGUUUUGAUCAAAAUUCGAGUUUGAAAGAAAUUAUAAUGUAUGAAAAUUAUUUAGUUGUUUGAACACCAAUGAUGUUAUGAUGAUGCAGUGAAUAUAAUGAAGGAGUUGCCAA